Messenger RNA from Protopolystoma xenopodis, 381 nucleotides. NCBI's taxonomy places the organism in Eukaryota, Metazoa, Platyhelminthes, Monogenea, Polystomatidea, Polystomatidae. The record is from the annotation of a GenBank genome assembly.
AUGUGGAGCUACAUUUUUGAUCAUCCGCUUAGUGAAGAUUCGCGCAACCACUAUAAAGCUUUGGCUGUCGAGGAAUAUGACCCCUCUUCCUUGUCUCCGCCCAAGCCUUAUCGGCCCAACGACGUGUGUGCCUUGGGGGAGGAUUGCAUCCUGCACUAUUGCGGCAACGUUGUGCAAUGGGCUGAAGUCAGAUACGGCAUCCGCGGUUCUCUGCGGUUUGUCUGGCCAUCUGGCCUAAUGCGUAGGUUUACAGUCAAGAGGAUCAGCCGAGUGUGUAGACUGGCUUGUCCGCGAAGAAAAGGAUCCUUAUCAAGAGCCAUUGUUUGUGCUUGUCUGCAAAAUAAUUGUCUUUUUUUCGCCAAAAUACUUGCUACUGACUAG